Messenger RNA from Diaporthe citri, 1092 nucleotides. RefSeq lists its product as uncharacterized. The transcript has a single exon. The record is from RefSeq and is a predicted model, not a curated record. Bases 1 to 1092 code for a protein of 363 amino acids. Gene Ontology annotation, biological process: single strand break repair; double-strand break repair. NCBI's taxonomy places the organism in Eukaryota, Fungi, Ascomycota, Sordariomycetes, Diaporthales, Diaporthaceae. Gene Ontology annotation, cellular component: nucleus. Gene Ontology annotation, molecular function: 3'-tyrosyl-DNA phosphodiesterase activity; double-stranded DNA binding; single-stranded DNA binding.
AUGCUAAUUCUUGUCCGUCACGAUGAUACAGCCCAGGUCAUCAUCCAUACGGCAAACAUGAUAGCGAGGGACUGGACCAAUAUGACCCAGGCGGUUUGGCGAAGCCCACUGCUCCCACUACACGAGGAACCCCUGGCUUACAGCAUGGGAGGCAGUUCGACCGCAUUUGGCAGCGGCGGCAAGUUCAAGGUUGACCUCCUGAACUACCUUAGAGCAUAUGACCACCAGGGGAGGACUGUUUGCAGGACAUUGGUUGAAAAGCUGGAGAAAUAUGACUUUUCUUCGAUCAAGGCCGCCCUGGUUGCAUCUGUCCCCGGCCGCCACCUUAUCCAUGACGAAUCGGAGACGAGAUGGGGCUGGGCAGGCUUGAAGCAGGCGCUGAAAAAUGUGCCUGUGCAAGAAGGUGAGUCUGAAAUUGUGGUUCAGAUCUCAAGUAUUGCCACCCUAGGGCCAACAGACGCCUGGCUCCGCCGAAGCCUGUUCGACUCGCUCAAGGUCUCAAGGAAUGCCACCCAGAAGCAGCCCAGCUACAAGAUCGUGUUUCCUACGCCUGAUGAAAUCCGGCGCAGUCUGGACGGCUACCAGAGCGGAGCCUCGAUACACACGAAGAUCCAGUCCGCCCAGCAAGCCAAGCAGCUUCUUUACUUGAAACCCAUGUUCUGUCACUGGGCGAAUGAUGCGCCACGAGGACGGGAACUCGAAGGGGGCCUCUCACAUAAAGAGGCAGGUCGCAAGCGAGCAGCGCCCCAUAUCAAGACUUACAUUCGCUAUGGUGAGAAAUCGAUCGAUUGGGCGCUCACCACGUCGGCGAACCUGUCCAAGCAAGCCUGGGGAGAAGCCGCCAACUCGUCUGGCGAGAUGCGGAUAGCGUCAUGGGAAAUUGGCGUCCUGGUCUGGCCGGCGCUCUUUUCUGAAAAGGCGAAGAUGGUCGGCACGUUUCAAACAGAUACCCUGGAGGAGAGCACAGAGACAUCAACUGUAGCUCUUCGCAUCCCGUACGACCAACCAUUACAGGCCUAUGGUGCAGAUGAGAAGCCAUGGGUCGCUACAGCAAGCUAUCAUGAGCCUGACUGGAAAGGUCGGGUGUGGUAG